This is a messenger RNA of Drosophila bipectinata, 2471 nucleotides long. It is a transcript of the gene Nsf2, whose product is annotated as N-ethylmaleimide-sensitive factor 2. The record is from RefSeq and is a predicted model, not a curated record. Gene Ontology annotation, biological process: intra-Golgi vesicle-mediated transport; SNARE complex disassembly; Golgi to plasma membrane protein transport. Gene Ontology annotation, molecular function: ATP binding; ATP hydrolysis activity. Lineage: Eukaryota; Metazoa; Arthropoda; Insecta; Diptera; Drosophilidae. Gene Ontology annotation, cellular component: Golgi stack.
CUGACUUGAAAGUGGGACCAUUGCAGUUUGGAAAGUUCAAUACUAAAAAGAUAAAUAGACAAAAAAAAAAAGUCGUUGAAAACAUUACCAAAUAUCAAUAAUGUCCAACGAAAUGGCCCAUCGAAUGCGAGCUAUCAAGUGCCCCACGGACGAACUGUCCCUGACCAACAGGGUGAUUGUAAAUGCUGGCGACUUUACGGAUGAGGUCAAAUAUGUGGACAUUUCGCCCGGCCCUGGACUGCACUACAUAUUUGCCCUGCAAAAAGUUAGUGGGCAAGAGCUUCCAAGCGGCCACGUUGGAUUUUCGCUAGUGCAGAGAAAAUGGGCCACGCUCUCCAUUAACCAGGAGAUUGACGUCCGGCCGUAUCGCUUCGAUGCCAGUGCCGAUUUGAUCACCUUAGUAUCCUUCGAAACGGACUUCCUGCAGAAAAAGAUCACGACACAGGAUCCGUACGAUUCGGAUGAGAUGGCCAAGGAGUUCAUCAUGCAGUUCGCUGGCAUGCCACUGACAGUGGGCCAAACCCUUGUCUUCCAGUUCAAAGACAAAAAGUUCCUGGGACUUGCUGUGAAGACCCUGGAGGCUGUCGACCCCCGAACUGUGGGGGAUGGAGCUCCCAAAGCACGCAAUGUCCGUUUCGGGCGCAUCCUAGGAAACACGGUGGUGCAGUUCGAAAAGGCCGAAAACUCUGUUCUGAAUCUGCAAGGACGAUCGAAGGGAAAGAUCGUUCGCCAGUCGAUAAUUAAUCCGGAUUGGGACUUUGGAAAAAUGGGCAUUGGCGGUCUGGACAAGGAGUUCAAUGCCAUCUUCCGGCGCGCAUUUGCUUCGCGCGUUUUUCCGCCAGAGUUGGUUGAGCAACUGGGCAUCAAGCACGUAAAAGGAAUCCUCCUGUACGGUCCUCCCGGCACUGGAAAAACCUUGAUGGCUCGACAGAUUGGAACUAUGCUGAAUGCCCGCGAACCAAAGAUCGUUAAUGGACCACAGAUUCUAGACAAGUACGUGGGUGAGUCGGAGGCGAAUAUCCGUCGCCUUUUUGCAGAGGCCGAGGAGGAGGAGAAGCGCCUGGGACCAAACAGCGGUCUCCACAUAAUCAUCUUUGACGAAAUCGAUGCCAUUUGCAAGGCUCGUGGUUCGGUGGCCGGUAACAGUGGAGUCCAUGACACAGUAGUCAAUCAGCUACUGGCCAAGAUCGAUGGCGUGGAGCAGCUGAAUAACAUUUUGGUGAUCGGUAUGACCAACCGUAGAGACAUGAUCGAUGAGGCGCUUCUGCGUCCCGGUCGCCUGGAAGUUCAAAUGGAAAUUAGCUUGCCCAAUGAACAGGGACGCGUCCAGAUCCUAAGCAUUCACACGAAGCGUAUGCGGGACUUUAACAAGAUUGCUAGUGACGUGGACAACCAAGAGAUCGCAGCCAUAACGAAGAAUUUCAGCGGAGCUGAGCUAGAAGGAUUGGUCCGAGCGGCCCAAUCGACGGCUAUGAAUCGACUUAUCAAGGCUGAUUCCAAGGUUCAUGUGGAUCCGGAGGCCAUGGAAAAACUAAAGGUAACCCGCGCGGACUUCCUACACGCCCUAGAGAAUGAUAUCAAGCCAGCUUUCGGUGCAGCUCAAGAGAUGCUAGAAAAUAUGCUGGCCCGCGGUAUAAUCAACUGGGGUCCUCCAGUCGCAGGACUUCUGGAGGACGGUAUGCUCUCCGUGCAGCAAGCCAAGGCUGUCGAGGGCUCCGGUUUGGUAUCUGUACUUAUCGAGGGCGCUCCAAACUCGGGCAAAUCGGCGCUGGCCGCCAGAUUGGCCAAGAUGAGCGACUUCCCGUUUGUAAAGGUUUGCUCACCGGAGGACAUGGUGGGCUUCACAGAAUCUGCGAAGUGUCUGCACAUCAGAAAGAUCUUUGAUGACGCCUACCGCUCCACCCUCAGCUGCAUUGUUGUCGACAAUGUGGAGAGAUUACUCGACUAUGGUCCGAUUGGGCCACGGUACUCCAAUCUGACGUUGCAGGCCCUGCUGGUGCUGCUGAAAAAGCAACCGCCCAAAGGUCGUAAGCUGCUCAUUCUGUGUACAUCCAGCCGGCGAGAUGUGCUCGAAGAGAUGGAAAUGCUUCCGGCUUUCACCGCCGUUCUGCAUGUGUCCAAUUUGUCCAGUCCAGAGCAUGUACUCGCCGUGCUGGAUGAUUCUGAUCUUUUCAGUCCCGAAGAACUACAAACCGUCGCCAAGAAAAUGGCUGGCAAGCGAGUAUGGAUCGGCAUUAAGAAGCUACUGGCCCUGAUAGACAUGGUCCGUCAGUCUGAGCCGCAUCAGCGAGUCAUCAAGUUUCUCAGCAAAAUGGAGGAGGAGGGUGGUCUGGACUUGGUGGCCAGAUCCCACUAGCUACCGCCCCUUGCCGAGCUACGAUUAUCCCUCGUGGAGCUCCCAGACGCCUUUUAAGCUUCCACAUUCCAUCAGCAAAGGGUGGGUCGAUUUGCUAGAUUUUAUUUAAAUUUCA